This is a messenger RNA of Meloidogyne enterolobii, 2142 nucleotides long. Lineage: Eukaryota; Metazoa; Nematoda; Chromadorea; Rhabditida; Meloidogynidae. The record is from the annotation of a GenBank genome assembly.
UUUAAAAUGGAUAUACAAAAGAAAAAUAAUAAAGAAAUAAUCGAUGAUGAGGGGGAGAAUGGAGGUGGGUUUUCUAAUGUAGAUGACAAAUCUGAAGAGAAUUUAUUUGAAGAAAAUGAUUGUGAACAAUUAUAUUGGAAACGAUUUAAAAAAUGGAUGCAUUGUUUUUGUGUUGUUACGUUUGAUUUGGAACUUGGACAGACAAUUGAAGUAGUCUAUCCUGGCUCCGCUUAUUUAUCGCCCAUUGAACGUUCUGACAUUUGUUAUCUAUCAUUUCCCGAUUCAAAUUCAUCCUCAACAAAUAUUAAUAAUUCAUGUUCUUCCUCUACCCCCUCAAUAUUUAUGAAUGGAAAAAUUAAUAGAAAAAUGUCUUCAGAUGGAAGUUAUAUAGAUUCUUCACAUCAUUUUAGAAUUAAGAGGAAUGGGGAAAUAAAUGAAGAUAAUGAAAAACGUUUUGAUUCAUUUACCCAAAAACUUCCACCUUCUCUUAGGCCUGAUAAACAAUAUCUUUAUGGAUUUGCUUAUUUCAGACGUCAACGAGAUUCUAGUUUACAUAGAGGGUAUUCUCAAAAGAGUAUUGUCCUAAUCAGUCAUUUACCUUUUGUUGCACUUUUUUCACGUAUUUUGAGUGAAGUUGCUUUAGCAUUUUUUACAGCAGGUGAAAGUGCCAUAGAAACUGCUUGUCGUCAAAUAGGCCAACAUUGGCCAUCACCAAAAGCUGGGGGAGAUAGACUCCUUUCUUUACCACUUUUUGGUCUUCGCUUCUGUUGUUCAAUCCCCGCAGAUUUACAUAAAAAUGAGUCUGAAUUAGACCCCGGAACCAAUUUUAUUGAACAAAAUGGAAAUCAAUUGCCUUUUAAUUUAAAACAACAAUCCUUAGAAGAUGAGGAUUGUAAUGGAUUUGAGUUCAUUGAUAUUCGCUGCAAUGUUGUCCUUUUAGACUCCAUAUCAGAACCAGACCAACAUUUUCAUAUCGGAAUAAAAAGACUCCUUCCUCAUUUACAUCUUUUAUGGGAAUUAAUAUUACUUGGAGAGCCCUUACUUGUUUGUGCCCCAAAUGCCUCAUUAUGUUCUUCAAUUGUUCAUUCAUUAAUUUCUUUAAUUUCUCCUUUGAAAUAUGAACCUGAUUAUAGGCCAUAUUUUACAAUUCAUGAUUCCGAUUUUAAUGAUAUUUUAAAUUCAAAACAGAAUUGUCGUUGGAAUAAUAUUUGUGUUAUCGGUGUAAGCAACCCAUUUUUUCUUAAAGUACUCAAUUAUUGGCCGAAUAUAUUAAAAAUUGGUGUUGCUAAACCUUCUAAACGUGAAAGGAGUGAAUCUCGUCUUGUUAGACAACUUAAAACACAAGCAGCAGCUCAAUUCGUUUUGGGAACUCUUAAACGUUGUGGGACAACAGCAAAAGAGCUUACACAUUUAGGGAUUGAUGUUGAUGAGGAAGAUGGGGAUGGGGAGGAAUGGCAAAGGAAAUUAAUUAAACGUCUCUCUGACCGAUCUCAAUUGGAAAAACGUUCUGGAGGUUUCUUCACUUCUCAUAAACAAUUUCUUGCUCAAGACAAAACUUUAACUCGACGUCUUCUUCACUCCCCUUCAGAUUCUAGUUCUCAAUUUAAAAUUCUUAGAAAAUAUUUUCUCGAACUAACACAAAGCUUUAUGAGUCCACUAGAAAGUUAUAUCGCAACAUUAAUGCCUCUUAAACGAGAGAUUUGUCCAUUUCAGACGGUCCCACAAAUGAGGCCGUUUUCUCUCGAGCAAUUUCUUACCUCUCUAAAACAUUUUGGCCAUCCAGGAAUUAAAGGGGAUUGGCAAUCAUUAUAUCGCCAAUAUGUUACACAUUCCCCCAAUUUUAUCGGUUGGCUUCGACGCCGGCAAACCGAUAUUGAACGCCAAAUUAGAUUGGAACAUAUGGAAGCAAUUUGUAAUUCUAAUUUUUCUUCUCAAAUAUUGGCUGAAAGAAGUCAAGUAGAAAUUGUUGAUCUCUUAAUGAAAUUAGCUAAUCGAAUUGUUGAAUUAAAUGAGAGAAAACUUAAAUCAAAACAAAGAAGGAAUAAAAAUGGAGAAAUUUUGGAUAGAUUUCUGACGAAUUCUUCAACAUUUUCUGUUAAGAUUAUUUUUAAUUUAAUUCUAAUAAUUUACGUAUGUGUCUGA